Messenger RNA from Trichoderma virens Gv29-8, 381 nucleotides. RefSeq lists its product as uncharacterized. The transcript is spliced from 2 exons. The coding region runs from base 1 to 381 and encodes 126 amino acids. Lineage: Eukaryota; Fungi; Ascomycota; Sordariomycetes; Hypocreales; Hypocreaceae. The record is from RefSeq and is a predicted model, not a curated record.
AUGGGCGACAAACUAGCCGGCAUCAAAACGCUCGUCAUCCCCGCCGUCAUCUCCCUCAUCCUCUUCCUCCUCCUCACCUUCGUCGUCGUGCCCGUAUGGCGCCGCUACCGCGCCCGCUACAGCCAGUAUCUGCCCAUCGACGCAAUCUCCGAGCACACAACCUCUCUGCGCUACCGCAUCACAAACCGCAUCAUCCGCAUCAUAAGCCUCCCCUUCCGAUGGCGGCGAGAUAGGGACAUCGCCAUGGCCGGCGGCAUUACUGAUCGUGACCUCGAGGAGGGCGAGGAGCUGGAGGACAUCGACGAGGACAUUGCCCAAGUGCUUGAUGCCCUGGCCCGGUCCAGACGGCCGGACAACGAGAGACGCCUUAGCCGGGAGUAA